AUGGUUGAGAAACUUUCGCCUUCCCUGGAUAAUUCGAGCAUCAAGUCGGCUCGUCAGCGCGGUGCCUCGCAUAUCGACUUCAAGUCGGCUUCGUCGGCUGUUGCUAGCAAGGCCAUGCGCAAUGAGCUGAACGAAAUGAUUGCGGCUGUGGAAGACCCUGCUGCCAAGGAUGCCUUUGCCGCUGAGAUGUCGUCGUUCUACCACCUGUUCAACCGCUUCUUGGCGGAGAAAGCUAAGGGCGAGAAGCUUGACUGGGAGAAGAUCCAGCCGCCUGCGCCUGAGCAGGUGACUCCAUACGCCUCUCUGCCCGAGGCUAGUGACCCCUCGAUGCUUAACAAGCUUGCCGUGCUGAAGCUGAACGGUGGUCUCGGCACCACAAUGGGUUGCACUGGCCCUAAGAGUGUCAUUGAGGUGCGUGAGGGCAUGACGUUCCUCGACAUGUCUGUGCGUCAAAUCGAGCACCUGAACGGCACCUACAAUGUGAACGUGCCGUUCAUUUUGAUGAACUCGUUCAACACCGAUGACGACACUGCGCGCGUGAUCCAAAAGUACGCGAACCACAACGUGGAAAUCCUCACGUUUAACCAGUCGCGUUACCCCCGUAUCAACCGCGACAGCCUGUUGCCGUGCCCUCGCAGCGCGACCUCGAACAAAAACCUGUGGUACCCGCCCGGCCACGGUGAUCUGUUCGAUGCGAUGAACAACUCGGGCUUGCUUGACAGUCUUAUUGCUAUGGGCAAGGAAUACGUGUUUGUGUCGAACGUGGACAACCUGGGUGCUGUGGUGGACCUCAACAUCUACCAGCACAUGAUCGACACGCAGGCCGAGUUUAUCUCGGAAGUCACCGACAAGACGAAGGCCGACGUAAAGGGUGGCACGCUGAUCGACUACGAGGGCACCAUUCGUCUUCUGGAAAUUGCGCAGGUGCCGAAGGAGCACGUCGAGGACUUCAAGUCCGUGAAGAAGUUCAAGAUCUUCAACACUAACAACCUGUGGCUGAACCUGAAGGCCAUCAAGCGCGUGGUCGAGAACGACGAGCUUGACCUGGAAAUCAUUAUCAACCACAAGGCGCUCGACAACGGCGAGCCCGUCAUUCAGCUGGAAACGGCGGUGGGUGCUGCCAUCAAGCACUUCCGUGGUGCGAAGGGUGUGAACGUGCCCCGUUCUCGCUUCCUGCCGGUGAAGAGCUGCUCAGACUUGCUCCUGAUCACAAGUGACCUCUACGGUCUUGAGCAUGGCAAGCUUGUUAUGAACCCGGCGCGUCAGUUCAACCAAACGCCUGUUGUUAAGCUUGGUGACACGUUCAAGAAGGUCGCCAGCUACCAGAAGCGCUUCAAGAGCAUCCCGAAGAUGAUGGAGCUGGAUCAUCUGACUGUGAUGGGCGAUGUUUCUUUCGGUCGCAACGUCGUGCUGAAGGGAACUGUGAUUAUUGUCGCCAACGAGGGUAACAAGAUCGAGAUUCCCGACGGCUCCGUGCUCGAGAACAAGCUCGUUACCGGUAACCUGGCGAUCAUCGACCACUAA
Messenger RNA from Malassezia sympodialis ATCC 42132, 1524 nucleotides. RefSeq names its product UTP glucose-1-phosphate uridylyltransferase (gene UGP1). Gene Ontology annotation, biological process: UDP-alpha-D-glucose metabolic process. Lineage: Eukaryota; Fungi; Basidiomycota; Malasseziomycetes; Malasseziales; Malasseziaceae. The record is from RefSeq and is a predicted model, not a curated record. Gene Ontology annotation, molecular function: UTP:glucose-1-phosphate uridylyltransferase activity.